AUUUCUUACAAUACACCGUUUCAACCGUCAUCAAAAUAAAGAAUAUGCACGUUAUGGAAAAUCAAGUUUCACUUCCAAUUCUUCUUAACUUUUUGAUUUAUAAUGUUUUUUAUUGAUUCAUAAAUCAUGGAUGUUGACAACGAUCUUGAUGGACAACUUUUGCAGCAGUUCAGUUCCUUAGGAACGACUGAUAAAGAAGUUUUGAUUGCAGAGUUUCAAAAAUUGCUGGGAAAUCAGUUAAAUCCAGCAGGAUGUGCAUUUUUUCUUGACAUGAACAAUUGGAAUUUACAAGCUGCCAUUUGUUCAUACUAUGACUUUGAUCAACCAAGUGUAAAACUUCCAGAGUUGGCUUUUAUAAGUGAUGUCACAAUAGGUGAUGGUGAAGCAGUACCACCAAAUACAACAUUCACCAAAACUUGGCGGGUAGCAAACUCUGGGGACGAGCCCUGGCCUGCAGGUUGCCAGCUAAGAUACUGCUCAGGGGAAAACUUAUCCAAUGCCGACCGAGCUGUACUUGAUACUUUAAAUCCUAAAGAGACGGCUGACAUAAGUGUACAAAUGCACUCACCAUCAACUCCAGGUGUAUAUCAGAGUCAAUGGAGAAUGUGUACAUCUACAGGAAUGUACUUUGGAGAGCCUAUAUGGGUAAUCAUAACAGUAGCGGAAGGUGGAGUAUUAGCUGUAACUCAGCAAUUGUCGCGAUUCGGAAAUGACUUUGUACGAAACCCCGCACCACAAAAUAUACCCAAUCCAUUUGCAUCACCCACAAAAUCUACAACAAAUUGUGAAAGUGGUGUUCAGAACCCUGCAUUUAUGUCACCAAACAAUUCAAUGGUUGCUCAGCAAGGUAGUCCAUAUACAACCCAACUCAGUCCUAGUCCGGAGCGAACCCAGCACCCUGUAGGGAUGCAGGGUGCCCCAACCAGAUCUCUUUUCCAGGCAGGGGGAGACAGUGGUGAGAAUAGUAACUGUGAUACUUCAUAUUCCCAAGAGGAAAUGUCCUAGCAUAAUGUUCUACAUUCCACGGAUGACACAAGUUGUUAUAUUGUUGUUGUUAUAAUUCUGAUAAAGAGUGUACGCUGCCAUUCCAGCCAAGUUACACACGAUUAUCCUAUGAACUCCAUUUAAAAGUACCAAAAUUCAUGCUACAGCUUGUUUUAAUAUAGAAAUUCAACCAGUGGUUUCAUAAAUCAGUACAGGUGUAGGAUAUGUUUAUAAGAAGGAUAUCUUAAUUUGACAAACUGUUUUAAACUGUCAGAGGGGAUAUUGAAAACUGGAAUAUUUGAUCAGCGUGCAAGACAGGCUUUGACUUGCUGACAAUGAUUAUUUUAAAGAUAGAGAGAAAAAUGCAAUGCACCAAACUUAUAUACUACCAUCAACAUGCUGCUUACAGCUUCUAGCAUUGAAUAUGCCAUUGUUUCUAUGCCUUGUAUGAUGUGAGCGGCCGACUUCUGUCCAAAAUUCCACUAUGAACGAUGACAUAAAGCUGUCGCACUACUGAAAGGGCUAGUUAAAGUGUAGUUUGUAAAGAAGGCAGAAACGGAUUGUAAAAAUUUUCAUCUACACCAACAUGCUACUUACAAAAUUACACACCAAUUUAAUAUUACAUGUUUUUUAAUAGGGCUAUAUUCCUGCAAGUAAUACAUACUAAUAUUUUAGAAUGACUUUAAAAAAAAUUUUUGUAAACAAAUAGUCUAAGUUUAAUGCAAGUUGUUUGACUCUCUUCUAUUUUUAAGGUCUCUUGUUAAAUAUCUUGUAUUAAAAAUUAUUUUGAUGCCUAGGUACAAUGUAAUUAUCAAACAGCUUUAGGAUUGUAUGUUAUCAUGUUAUUUAUUGAAUAGAAAUUUACUUAGUUUUCUCUUUCGCUCUGUUUAAUUUAUAUAUUUUUGAGGAUGAUAAAUCAGUUAGCCAUUACUAUGAUAAAUUGAACAAGAAAUGAUGACCUUUUCCUAAAUGAGUCUGGUGCUUUGCUUAAGGAUGGUGUUUUUAACCAUUAACCUUUUGAACCAAGAGUUUAGCCUUUGUCACUAGUAUAGAACCAGGCCUGCCUGCACAUCAGUGCAAUCAGACCAGACUCUUAUAUUCUAGUCUAGAUGGCUCUAUUCCUGUAUGUUGAUUUUGAAAUCCUGUAAAUGUUGACUGGACUGUCUAAUUCAGCAAAUUAAGCCUUAAAGCAGAACCUUUCUUUUAGCUUGACUAGUCCAGGAUUAGGGAGAGUUAUGGACUCAUGUGGGCAUCGCCAUCACACUUUUGAAAAGUUUUUUGUUUGCAAAUUUGUAUUUCAAAAGUACUGGAGGGAAUGGGUUGAAACUUCACACACUUGUUCUCUGUGAUUCUCUUACUUGAUGGACACAGGUCCCAUAACUCCGAGUUACAUUUUUACAGAGUCAUGCCAUCUUUACUUACUGUCAAGCACUGAGAAUAGUUGGGCAUGUUUUCUCACGGACAGCUCUUGUAUUUUGUAUGGCACCAGUACUGAAUAAAACUGGAAGCAAACUAAGUGAUUUAAAUAUACAUAAAGCUUUUAUUUCCUAUGAUGGUGCUUAAAAAACUUUCAAACUAAAAUGGUCUUUCUAUAAUAUAUUUUGUUUUCCUUUGUCAAAAAAUAUGAUAAACAAGAUCAACAAGGAAAGGCAGUGUUCAAUGAACCCAAGCCAUACAGCAUAUCAAUUUCUUCUUCCUUGUAAAGUUGUAACACAGGUUUCCUCUUCUUUCUUUGUCUUCCAUUUUAAUGUUAUAUCAUUUUUGCUUUAUUUUUUUGUUAAGUUUACAUUUUUGCGGCCAUAUUUAAUCAGAACUCCAGAAGGAAAGAAAUCUGCACUGUUUCUGUUUUACAUGGGAAAUGAAUUGUUUUCAUGUGUGUGAUUUUGUUUGUAAUUUUCCUUUUCGUUGUAUUAUUAAUUAAGACAAAGUGUACUAUAAGAAACUAAUGUGUCAAUAAUUUUCCUUUUCGUUGUAUUAUUAAUUAAGACAAAGUGUACUAAUAGUAACUAAUGUAUCAGCUCUUCCAUUUAAAAACUGAGUCAAUUCUAUCACUAGAAAUUAAUGUAACACAAUUUGAAGAUAUCAACAAAUUCACACAAAAGAUUGACUCCUAUAAUACAUGUGAUAUGUCCAGAUUUCCUUUUUGUUACACUUCUUGGUGUAUGUAAAAGUAGAGGGCAAACAGAUUUUAUGAACUUUUUUUUUUGAUGAAACUUAUAAUACUCUAUGCUUUCAUGUCAAUACAUUUACAUUAUUACAUCUUUUGUAUGUUUUGUAAGUUACAUGCAAACAUUUUCAGAAAUACAAACUGAUCUAGAAUACUUAUUGAGGAAAAUGGGGAGCUAUUGUCAUGACCUUUGUUGUUAGUGUUGUUUGACCUUUUUUGUGAAGUUUUUUUAUUAUGGUCAUUAAGUUGAUCUUCAAUACUAACAAAGCUAUACUAUAUUAAAAAACAUCUUGGAGAGUUCUAUCUGUCACACACCAUUUUCAAGGUCAAAGGGUCACUGGGACCUAUAAUAACAAAACAUAAAUCUUGUCAUUUAAUUAAAGUGUAUUGACCUAGAGUAACUUCAAACUUUGUAUGUAGAUGCAUAUUGAGAUGUCUAACCAGUCAUACUCAUUUUGGAUCUAAAGGUCAAGGACACAUUGACCUUUGUAAGCGUAUAAGUUUUUGUUUGUGAUUAAAAAUUUCAAUUAUGACAUAGAAACUUAUUAUGUGGCCGGCAUCUUAACAAGUGCUGCCUGCCAUGCCCAUUUACAGGUAUAAAGGACCUGUAACUCAAUUUGUUUCUUUAUUUAGAAAGUGAGAAGUUUACUAUCUAGCACUGUGAAAGGUGGAGCAUGUUCGCGGACAGUUCUUGGUAACUUUCUUUCCAUUAACAUGUGCACAUAAUGUUGUAGGAAAAAUAUCAUUCCUAGGAAAAGUUUGUGAAUGAACUUGCUUGCACUAGCACUACUGCACAACAAUGAGUAUGAAAAAGUUGUCAAGAUCAUAUAUUUUGCUAUUAUAAAUUGAAAUAUUUCUAUUUCACCCAAUUUCAAAUGCUUGCUUUUUUGUGGUUUUGGUUGAAACAUUGUUCAAGGACACUAUCAUCAUAUUUAUGAAAUUAGUUCAAGAUUACAUUAUUGGACAAAGCAUCACAGAGCAUAAGUGUAUUCUUUAUGUAAGUUCCUAUGUUGAAGCAGUAAUCUUCCAGUGAAUAGAGAUUUUAUAUAAAAAAUAAAAUUACAUUAAAGUAGGAAAAAUAGUUUGUUAAAUUAGAACUUGUGAAUUAGGAUUCUGCUGCAAGUAAAUGGCUAAGUAUUUUAAGAGCAUGAGCUAAUGAGAGAUGUUUUUGUGUUACUUGUACUUUACAAUGUACAUUUGUACCUGUGUAUUGCAUGGAUAAAAACAUGUUCAAGAUUUCUUUAUUGCUUGCUUGUCUAUAAAAAAAUUGUCAUUUUUUAUAAUACAAAAAAAAAGAAUGUAAAGUUAAAUAAAACUAAAAAAAUUA
Messenger RNA from Ruditapes philippinarum (Manila clam), 4478 nucleotides. RefSeq names its product protein ILRUN-like. The record is from RefSeq and is a predicted model, not a curated record. The coding region runs from base 127 to 1005 and encodes 292 amino acids. Gene Ontology annotation, molecular function: ubiquitin binding. Gene Ontology annotation, biological process: macroautophagy. The transcript has 5 exons. Lineage: Eukaryota; Metazoa; Mollusca; Bivalvia; Venerida; Veneridae. Gene Ontology annotation, cellular component: phagophore assembly site.